GGAAUUGGGAGGAUUCAUCACACCUCAAAAAAAAGAAGAAGAAAUCUAUCUCUCGAGCUCCCUCUGUAGUAAUUAAUAUAAUGGGUCUCCCCAAGUACGGUGCAUUCAGAAACAAAAUAGCUGGAAAGUUCCUUCAAUACAUUCAUGAAGGUUCACUUAAGGGUUACCUACAAUACUCUUCUGAUAAUGCUAUGAGCAUGUUCUCAAAAUUCACAUUGGAGCAAUCCAAGACAACUAAUUAUUUUCACAUAAGAUGCUGCUACAACAACAAGUAUUGGGCCUCCGCCAAAGACGGCGAUCACAUGGUCAGUCCGUUCGUUAGCAAGCCCUCCGAAAACGAGUUCUCAUGGCCAUGCACAUUGUUUAGGUUUGUCCAAGCUCCUACUGAAGGAACUUACUAUUUAUUCGAUGUGUGGCGUCAAUCGUAUGUGUGUCGAUGUACCACUAGCAAAAGUCACGAGGAUUGCCUCACAACUAGAUACGGCAACCAAGACCAUUACUAUGACAGAACCCACAUAUUAAUCGACUUCGAAACCUUGAUCGUGUUACCCAAACACAUAGUGAUUAAAGGAGACCUUAAACAGUAUUUAUGUACCUAUUGGUAUGAGGAAAAUGAACAUCUGAAAUUCAAUUCCGAUGACAUUGGAUCGUCCAGGGCAGGCCACCAAGUGUUCAGCAUGGGUGAUGGAAGCAUUCGAAUCAAAUGUGACCAUUGGAAUAAGUUUUGGGUUCGUCAAUCAAACAACUGGAUCUUAGCAAAGUCAACUGACACGACCGCAAACAACAAAGACACCGUGUUCUGGCCUAUCAAGAUUUCUCAAAACACUGUCGCGCUCCGCUGCCUUGGUAAUAACAAGAUAUGCAAGAGAUUAACUGCUGAGAAUAAGGAGCAUUGUCUCAGUGCAAAUGCAGAUACCAUUACUAGGGAGGCACGUUUGGAGAUCACUGAGCCUGUUAUUUCAAGGGAAAUGUACAACUGUAAUUAUCGUACAAUGGAUAGCAGGGUCUACGAUGAACAGGUACUAAUAAUGGCAACCGAACAUGCUACCAACGGCGGCACGAAAGAAGCAUCUAUGGCAUUAAGUUUGAAGUAUGUAGUUGAAGCUUCUAAAUGUUGGGAAUCUUCAGUCAGUACAGCUUGGGGUGUGGUGGCAUCUGUUAAAGCCGGGGUUCCUGAAAUUUUUGAAGUUGGGGUUGAGGUCAACCAUAAUGAAGAGAAGAGUCGCAGUUGGGGAGAAACCAUUACAGACAUGAGAGAAGUGAUGGCAACAUAUACUGUUAAUGUACCACCAAUGACAAAGAUGAAAGUGACUCUUAUUGCAACUAAGGCCAAAUGCGAUGUUCCAUUUUCGUACACACAACGAGACGUUCUCAGGGACGGAACACAUGUUAUUAAAGACUGUGAUGAUGGUCUUUACACUGGAGUCCAUACCUACAACUUUGAUUACAAAAACAAGCCAUUUCCAUUCUCAUGAGCACCAUAUGUUCAUCUUAAUUAAUCAUCAAACCAUCCUACCUAUAACCAUAUCUUCUCUACGACUGAUCUACUCUCUAUCAUGGAAAUAUAUCUAUAAAUUUCCAUUUAUGUCUUAGCUUUGUGUUUACUCUGCUUUGUCUCUUGUUCUUUUGAAUAAAGCUGCAACUAAAUAAAUGUACUCUACAUUAUUGCUACAGGGUAUUGUAAAAUAUACAGCUUUGAUUUUUAUAUA
Molecule: messenger RNA, 1709 nt
Organism: Cucumis sativus (cucumber)
Lineage: Eukaryota; Viridiplantae; Streptophyta; Magnoliopsida; Cucurbitales; Cucurbitaceae
Exons: 2
Coding region: 81-1475 (464 amino acids)
Source: RefSeq, a predicted model, not a curated record